Messenger RNA from Nannospalax galili (Upper Galilee mountains blind mole rat), 1696 nucleotides. RefSeq names its product nudix hydrolase 19 (gene Nudt19). NCBI's taxonomy places the organism in Eukaryota, Metazoa, Chordata, Mammalia, Rodentia, Spalacidae. Gene Ontology annotation, cellular component: mitochondrion. Gene Ontology annotation, molecular function: hydrolase activity, acting on acid anhydrides, in phosphorus-containing anhydrides. The coding region runs from base 357 to 1469 and encodes 370 amino acids. The record is from RefSeq and is a predicted model, not a curated record. The transcript has 3 exons.
CAAAAUCCUAGUGACCUGGGCUUAGCGGGAAAGGUCUGUAACCCGGCUUAGCUUCAAGUUUUAUUUCUGCUCUUGGUCUGGGUGACCAGAGGAGGAUAAACCUCCCUCUUUCGGGCACCUAGUCAUGACAGCUUGUCCCGCGAGAGUGAGGCGGCUGGGCCUGAGAGCGCCCGAGGAAGUCCGGUUGGCGCAGGGAUCUCGCUCCUCCUCUAGGAAGGAGCCAGUGAGGGUGAAGACCCAGCUCGGUAAAGUUCACCUGGCAACCGGCUUAUUCUCAGGUCUACGUUGGCUGGGGUUAGAGACAAGGCCCCGCGAACUUCCGCAGAUCCCCAGACGCAGGUCCUGGCGCCCUCGCCAUGAGCGGUUCGCUGCGGCCCGGCCCGAGCCGCUGGCGGCGGGCGGCCACCGUGGUGCUGGCGGCCGCCUGGCCGCAUGCGAGUCUCGUCGCCCCGCCGCCGGCCGAGGGCUUCCGGCUGCUGCUUCUGGAGCGCGGCCGGAAGCAGGGCUUCUUGCCCGGCGCGCACGUCUUCCCCGGCGGCGUGCUAGACGCGGCCGACUGCUCGGCGGACUGGCUGCGUCUGUUCGCGCCGCACCACGGGCCGCCUCGUUUCGGCCUCGGCCCCGCGCCCCCUUCGCGAACCCUGUUCCCGGGGCUGCCAGACACCCGGCCCGACGGAGACCCCGCGGCGCUGCCUGAUGACGUAGCGCUGCGCAUCUGCGCCAUCCGUGAGACCUUUGAGGAGGCGGGUGUGCUGCUGCUGCGGCCUCGGGACUCAGUGCCCGGUCCUCCUGAGCCCUGCUGCGCCCUCCAGCCGCCGCUGGGUCUGGCCAGCUGGCGGUCGCGCGUGCGCAGUGACCCGCACUACUUCCUGCAGCUGUGCGCGCACCUGGACUGCACGCCGGACAUCUGGGCGCUGCACGACUGGGGCGGCUGGCUUACACCGUUUUGGCGCUCCAGCCGCCGCUUCGACACCACCUUCCUCCUGUGCUGCCUGCGCGAGCCGCCGCCCGUCGACCCCGACCUGUCGGAGGUGGUGAACUACAAGUGGUCAUCUCCAUCAGAGGCAACUCAAAGUUUCAUGUCAAAAGAAAUUUGGUUGGCACCACCACAGUUCUAUGAAGUCAGGAGGCUUGGAAACUUUGCCUCUCUCUCUGCCCUGCACAGAUUUUGUUUGGAUCGUGGAUUAGAAGGGGCUGAGAGAUGGCUGCCCAUCAUGUAUUUAACUGCUGAUAGUUCGGUUCAACUUCUACCUGGAGAUGAGCUAUACUUAAAAGAUUCAGAUUUUUUAGAAAAGUAUUUGUCUACUGAAAAAAAGACUGAAGAAAUCAUGAAGGAAGGCAAGACGUUCCACCGAAUAGUGAUGCACAACUCUUAUGUGUACGAUAUCCACGUGACUAUCGAGUCAAAGAAUAAGCAGGUUUAUCCUAAGAGCUAUGUAAUAAGCCUGAGUCCUGCUGCCCACUUGUGAGUUGGUCUACAUUGGACUGAUACUAAUGAAUAAAGCUUGAAUUAAUGAAUUCAGUUAAUGAAUUAAACUUCUUUGAAACCUAAGGAACUUUGUUCCUAGAAAAGUUAGCAUGCAGCAUUUUCUGUCAAGUGCAUUGUGGAGUUGUCUGUCAUAUUUAAACUACACAGUAUACCACAAGUAUGAAAUUUAUAGUUUUGAUUUUGUUUAAAAUAAAAAUAUUCACAAUA